Odobenus rosmarus divergens (Pacific walrus) is the source of this 2347-nucleotide messenger RNA. RefSeq lists its product as uncharacterized. The record is from RefSeq and is a predicted model, not a curated record. The transcript is spliced from 5 exons. NCBI's taxonomy places the organism in Eukaryota, Metazoa, Chordata, Mammalia, Carnivora, Odobenidae. Gene Ontology annotation, biological process: small GTPase-mediated signal transduction. The coding region runs from base 1 to 1350 and encodes 449 amino acids. Gene Ontology annotation, molecular function: GTP binding; GTPase activity.
AUGUUCGUGGAGCUCGUGGGAGCGGAGAGCUGUCUUCUCCUGCAGACACGUCCCCAAGACACUCCAUUUCCCCUUGGGUGGAGCACUGUGGCCAGCAAGGGGCCCCAGAGCACAGGCUGCGACCGAGAAGGGGAGACGGGGAGAGAGGGCAACAGGAGGAACCUCAGGCUUCCCCGCCAGCGUGAGCGCAACAAGGCCGAACCGCUUCGGCCCCUCGGGCGGUGGAGUCGGUCUCGGGCGCCGGGGAGGUUGCUGCCCUCGGCCACCCGGCUCCUCCAGGAGCCGCGCCCCAGCGCGGGCGUUGGGGAUCCAUCCCCAGAGCGGGUGUUGGCGGCCCCUCCUACCGCCCCGCAGCCCGUGUUCGGGCCGGGAGCCGGCGUCCGAGCUCCGCUCCUGCCUGGCGUAGCGCCGCCUCCGGCCCGGGUGCAGGGGCCCGGCGCGCAGGCGGGGGGCGCUGUGGCCUCGGCGCGGGGACAGAGCGGCCGGGCCGGACCCGCCUCUUUCCCCUCCCCGCCCACCCCCCACGCGUCGUGUCGCCGGGAAGCCGGGAGGAGACAGAGCGCUCGGGCUCCACGGCGCUCGGCCCGCAGUCCCCUGACCGCGCGGAGCAGAGCCAGGUGGCGCCGCCGGAGCCCAGAGCCGCGACCCUCCCCGGCCGCCUUUGUCUGGGAGCGUGCGGCCUGGAAGCGCUGCUUUCGGGGGCCGGGUACGCGCCCACAGCGCAAGUGCGUGCUUGUCGGCGACGGCGCCGUGGGCAAGACCAGCCUGGUGGUGAGCUACACCACCAACGGCUACCCCACCGAGUACAUCCCCACCGCCUUCGACAACUUCUCGGCUGUGGUGUCUGUGGACGGGCGGCCUGUGAGACUCCAGCUCUGCGACACUGCUGGGCAGGAUGAGUUUGACAAACUCAGGCCUCUCUGCUACACCAACACGGACAUCUUCCUUCUGUGCUUCAGUGUGGUGAGCCCCUCCUCUUUCCAGAACGUCAGCGAGAAGUGGGUGCCAGAGAUUCGCUGCCACUGUCCCAAAGCCCCCAUCAUCCUCGUUGGAACUCAGUCGGAUCUCAGAGAAGACGUCAAGGUCCUUAUUGAGCUGGACAAAUGCAAAGAGAAGCCCGUGCCCGAAGAGGCGGCCAAGCUGUGCGCCGAGGAAAUCAAAGCCGCCUCCUACAUUGAGUGUUCAGCCUUGACUCAGAAAAACCUCAAAGAGGUCUUUGAUGCGGCCAUCGUUGCGGGCAUUCAGUACUCGGACACUCAGCAACAGCCAAAGAAGUCCAAAAGCAGGACUCCAGACAAAAUGAAAAACCUCUCCAAGUCCUGGUGGAAGAAGUAUUGCUGUUUCGUAUGACGCCGGCCGGGAACCCGCAGUAGAAGCUAUAUUAGCUGAAUGAGUCCUCUCAUCGUGCCGAACCUGUGUAGAGAGCGUGUGUGUGUCAUAGGUCCAGCUCUCAGUUUACAUCUUCUUUCUUGCCUUGGAUAUUCUUGUUUGUUUGAGCUUAGGGACGAGCUGAUUAUUAAUUAUGCAAGAUAUUUUUGAAGUCAGUGGAGCAUUUUUCAUAACUCUGGAAAUGUAGAGCUCUGGACCUCUGGAUUAAUUUAUAUCUAAUAUGAAAAAGACACCUCGGAUCUGGGUGUCAAGAAUGAAAUUUUUUUUCGCUACAUUACAACGUACAGAAGAACAAAAGAAGAAAUGGUGUGGUUAACCCUGCCUUGAUUAAGGGCUCCUUCCUGUAAGUGCGUUAUGUCGCCUGGCCAGCUAUGGUGAGAAUCACUCUUAGCCCAAAGACUCCACACACUUUUAAAAAACUUUUUAAGGGACUAAAAUCUGAGAAAAAAACGAGAGACCUCUGCCUACAACACCUCAAACCAGUCACUUUUGUCAUAUGCUAAUACCUGCUUGCUUAAGAUCUAAAAUCAACCAGCAAAGCACAUCCUGCUAACCCUGUGGCCCUGGGUACACCAAAAAGAAAACAUUGUUUAUUGGGAUUUUUCAUUCUUCGACCAGUUGUGUUGACAUCAUAUAAACAGAGCCAACAUGCCAUGUGGAGUAAAGCAAGUGUUAGUCAGAAGCUCUUGUAUUUUCUUUAGGGAGUGAUUCAUGUUGAGAUCAGAAUGUGGUAUUUGCUGUUCGUAUGUGUGCACCAAACUGCCUAAACCCUGGUAGUUAGAACACUAGGGAGCACCUACUGGAAUUGUUUUAAAACUUCCGUACUAACUAAAUAAACUAAACCAUCUGCAGGGACCCGGAUACUCUUGAAAGGCCUGCAGCCAACGAUUGUAGGAGACAAAAUGUACUUUUUUUCCCCUUAAGUCAGCCAAAAUGGACACACACACACACACACACA